Danaus chrysippus (African queen) is the source of this 885-nucleotide messenger RNA. The record is from the annotation of a GenBank genome assembly. NCBI's taxonomy places the organism in Eukaryota, Metazoa, Arthropoda, Insecta, Lepidoptera, Nymphalidae.
AUGGAACCAAUGACCUUAGGAAGUCCCACGCAUUCUCCUUCGGGUAGUCCAAACGUGGGGUAUUUACCCCCUUUUUUGCUAGGCGAGAUUAAUCCUCCAACAAUUUCAAGUUUAUCACCAAGAACCAACAGCCUCUCCCCAACUAAAGGUCGCAGCCUCGCAUUUGGUUCUCCAACAAGUCCUACUCAGACAUCUACUCCCGAUAUGAAGCUGUACCGUCAAAAUCAAUCAAUGCACCAGCAAGCUCUCUUUAACCAACAGAACUUGUAUCCUAACUUGCCAAACUCUCCUAAUAUCUCAUACUCCAGUAAAACCAACGGCCCUCCCAUAGAAGAUUUAUUUGAUACAAUCAAGAGUAAUGAACCAUCUGUAAAUAAAUCACUGUUUCAAGAGAACAACUUUACAGGCUACGGCAAUAAUAAUUCAAUGCUUCAUAAUUCAUAUAUGAACAAUGUGUCACUUAACAAUCAUUCCUUGACCAACCAAUGGCAGGACGGUUGCCAGGAACAAGAUGAAUAUUGGGUCACAGUUUUUGGUUUCCCACCGAAUGCUGCGAAUACUGUUCUAGCUAGGUUCAGUAAUUGCGGUGCAAUGCUAGAUAAACAAUAUCCAACACAAGGUAACUGGGCUCAUAUCAGAUAUGCUACGAGAGCUGAGAAAGAAAGGGCAAUGGCUUUGAACGGGAGACAGAUUUUGCCGGGAAUUAUGGUGGGAGUGGUGGAGUGUAGGGAACCUCCACGCAUUAGUAUGACCAGCCCUGGAGGAAAUAUGGAAAGGCAAAAUGUUGCAAGAUCUCUGUGUCCUACACCAAUCCCUACUGCUCCAGUGCCUCAAAGAUCAAGUGGUUUAAUAUCAAAGGCUCUAGACUAUGUUCUUGGCUGGUGA